GGGCAAGAGCGGAAGCGAGCGGUGGAGCGAGGAGGGGCGGUGUCAGCGCCACGGCCGAUCCGGAAUUCUGUCGCGUUCGCUCGGCUUGGCUCGGUUCGAUCGCUCGGUCCUGCGGUGGUAGUGGCUGGCUGGCUGGGGACCAACUUUUAACAAUUCAAAAACGGAAUAUAUCGGGUUUAAAGGAGUAAUUAAUCAACAAUACCGACUGCUAUAAAGGGAAAGGAAGGCAGAGGGGAGGAAUAAACGGAGAAGCAGAGCGGUAAAAGUCGAGGAGGGUGACCGAAGAUGCCGCUCGCUCAGUUGGCAGACCCCUGGCAGAAGAUGCCUGUGGGCACCGCUGGAGAGGAGCCACACCACGAGGCUGAGGAUUCAGUGGGAGAGGACGACUCGGCUCCUGAUGAUAUUCCCAUCAAAGAGAUCAGUAUCACUCACCACGUGAAGGAGGGGUGUGAGAAGGCCGACCCGAGACAGUUUGAGCUCAGAAAGGUCCUGGGACAAGGCUCUUUUGGAAAGGUGUUUCUAGUGAAGAAAGUGACUGGACCAGAUGCUGGGCAGCUCUACGCCAUGAAAGUCCUCAAGAAGGCCACAUUAAAAGUUCGAGACAGAGUUCGGACUAAGAUGGAGCGAGACAUUUUGGUGGAGGUUAAUCAUCCGUUCAUAGUAAAGCUACAUUACGCAUUUCAGACAGAGGGGAAACUGUACCUGAUCCUGGAUUUUCUCAGAGGAGGAGAUCUCUUCACACGACUAUCUAAAGAGGUGAUGUUCACAGAGGAAGACGUGAAGUUUUACUUGGCUGAACUGGCUCUGGCUCUGGAUCACCUCCACGGACUCGGCAUCAUCUACAGAGACCUCAAACCAGAAAAUAUUUUACUUGAUGAAGAGGGCCACAUAAAGUUGACAGACUUUGGUUUGAGUAAAGAGUCGAUCGAUCAUGAGAACAAGGCCUACUCCUUCUGUGGGACUGUGGAGUACAUGGCUCCGGAGGUUGUUAACAGGAGAGGACACACUCACAGCGCUGACUGGUGGUCAUACGGGGUACUGAUGUUCGAGAUGUUGACGGGAACGCUGCCGUUUCAGGGGAAGGACCGGAAAGAGACCAUGACGAUGAUCCUUAAGGCCAAAUUAGGAAUGCCGCAGUUUCUCAGUUCAGAGGCGCAGAGUCUACUACGGAACCUGUUCAAACGAAACCCGGCCAAUCGACUCGGAGCCGGUCCUGAUGGUGUGGAGGAAAUCAAGAGACAUCAGUUUUUCACCACAAUCGACUGGAAUAAAUUAUUUCGUAGAGAGAUCCACCCUCCAUUCAAACCUGCAGCAGGGAGACCUGAUGACACAUUUUACUUUGAUCCAGAAUUCACAGCAAAAACUCCCAGAGACUCUCCGGGCGUCCCUCCGAGCGCCAACGCUCAUCAACUCUUCAGAGGAUUCAGCUUUGUGGCCAUCACAGAAGAAGAGACACAGCCUGCUCCCAACACCAUUGUACAGCAGUUACACAGAAGUACCUCACAUUUCUCAGACCUGUAUGAAAUUCAAGAGGACAUCGGCGUCGGCUCCUACUCCGUCUGCAAACGUUGCGUCCACAAAGGCACCGGCAUGGAGUACGCUGUCAAGAUCAUUAACAAGUCGAAGCGAGACCCAACCGAGGAGGUGGAGAUUCUGCUACGAUAUGGACAGCACCCGAACAUCAUCACACUGAAAGACGUGUAUGACGAUGGGCGCUCUGUUUUCCUGGUCACUGAGUUGAUGAAGGGAGGAGAACUUUUGGACAAAAUCCUCAGACAAAAGUUUUUCUCAGAGCGUGAAGCAAGUGCAGUUCUGUACACCAUCACCAAGACUGUGGAGUACCUGCAUGUCCAGGGGGUGGUGCACAGAGACCUGAAACCUAGUAACAUCCUGUAUGUGGAUGAGAGUGGGAAUGCAGAGUCCAUCCGGAUCUGUGACUUCGGAUUCGCCAAACAGCUCCGCGCUGAGAACGGACUGCUCAUGACGCCAUGCUACACCGCCAACUUCGUCGCUCCAGAGGUUUUAAAGAAACAGGGCUAUGACGCUGCCUGUGACAUCUGGAGUCUGGGAGUGCUUCUCUACACCAUGCUCACUGGGUUCGCUCCUUUUGCCAAUGGCCCUGAGGACACGCCAGAGGAGAUUCUGGCUCGAAUUGGCAGCGGAAAGUUUUCUCUGAGUGGAGGAUACUGGACUUCAGUGUCUGCAGAGGCAAAGGACUUGGUUUCUAAGAUGCUGCACGUAGACCCUCACCAGCGCCUGACGGCAGGCCAGGUGCUCAGGCACCCCUGGAUCACUCACCGCGACCACCUCCCCAAAUACACUCUGAACAGACAGGACGCUCCUCACCUUGUCAAGGGGGCAAUGGCAGCAACAUACUCUGCUCUGAACAGGAACGUGCCUCCCGUUCUGGAGCCUGUUGGGUGCUCAACUCUGGCCCAAAGACGAGGAAUCAAGAAAAUCACCUCCACCGCUCUGUGAAACUCCGCCCAUCACAGCAACGCAGCCUCUGAUUGGCUCUUCUUAACACUGAAGCUCCAACACAGCCUCUGAUUGGCUGUCCUCAACACUGAAGCCCCACCCAAGUCCUCAACACAGCCUCUGAUUGGCUCUCUUCAACACUGAAGCUCACCCACCACCCCAAUUCUUCCUCUGAUUGAAUUUCCCUAACACUGAAGCACCGCCUUCAACCCCAACACAGUUUCUGAUUGUCUCUCCUCAACACUGAAGCCAUGCCCUCUACCCCAACAUAGCCUUUGAUUGACUCUCCUCCACACUGAAGUCCCGCCUUUGUCCCCAAUGCUGCCUCUGAUUGGCUCUCCACUAUACUGAUGCCAUGCCCUCUACCCCAACACAGCCUCUGACUGACUCUCCUAAACACUGAAGCGCCAACACAUCCUCUGACUGGCUCUCCUAAACACUGAUGCCCUGCCUUCUCUCCUUCUGCUUCAUCUGACUCAUUCUUCUGCACAAAGACCAUCCUCACUACCCCUCCACAGCCUGUGAUUGGCUUAUUGAAUCCACUCUGCCCAUUCCCCCUCUACCUCCUCUUAUUGGUCGUCCUCAACUCUUAAACCCGCCCCUGUCUAUUCCUGCACCUCUGAUUGUCCCUCUCCUCUGUGCAAGACAAUCAGAAAGUACAUAUUUAUUCUCAAGGAGAGAAAUUGUAUGCAUUCAAAGACUAUACAAAGACUAUUAUAAUUGUUAUGGGAUUACUAUUGUACUGUCUUCAAUCUGCUGUAGUAGAUCUGCAUUUAUUCAACCGCAAGUCGCCUCCGAUACGAAAAAGGUGAGCAGAAAAGUAAGUAUUAGCUGCAAGUGAACAAAGGAAUCCAAAAGCUAGCCCCUUUUUGUGCACCUGGUUUGGGAUAUUUUUGGUUAAUUGGUUGGGUUCCUCAUUGUCUAUAAUCUGAUAAUGUUCAGACAGGAGCAGACCAAAACAGAAAAUGCACAAUUGUUGAACUUAAUCAAGGUUCACAAACUCACAAUUUUAUUCAUAUGGGUUAAUGUUUUGACAAGUGACAGCUUUGAUUUGUGUAUCUAUAAAAUAUCAAUUUCCAUAGCAAUUAACUAACAAAAUAUCCAAACAAAAUCUCAGUCCUCAAAAUGGUCCCUUUAUCAGAAAGCUGAAAUCUAUGAGUGAAACUGGAUCUUUUCUGUUGGUGACUAGACUCUUGAACUAAAUAUAUUACCACAAAUAUCUGCAUAUUAAAGGUCCUACAUUACGCUAUUUUCUGAUCUGUUGUAGUUAGCUGUUAUAGCUUUGUUUCCUUCACACAUGUUUAAAACACAAACCCUGAGUUCUUUUUUUAAUUGAAAACACUGUGUUCCACCUAGUGAUGUCAUGUGGUAAUACAGGAAGUGCUCCACUGUGUAAGGAGUUUAUUUAAAUUUUAGCUCUGGAAUUUCCAAUCUCUACUAAAACUACUUCAACUUGAAAACUACCGCUUCAUAACAUCAAAAAGUGGAACAGAGCGUUUUAGACUUUGAAGAUGUAGACAGACUGAUAAUAAAGCAUUACUCAAACAUGUGUGAAUGAAACAAAAUGAGUAUGUUUUUGAUGAGGCAACAACAUUAUAAAAUGGCUUAAAGUUCACAAGAAUGAGUUUUGCGUAAUAUAGGAUCUUUAAUCUAUGCUUAAAGAGAAUACAUUAAACUGUGUGCUAUUAAAAUGAUCAAACGUAUCCCUCUAAGAAAAGGAGGUACAAAAGGGGCUAUGGCUGAAUCUGAAUCUAGUGUUAAAGCCAGGAAGCAAAAUUUGUGUUGGAAAAACUCUCGAAACUGCUAGACUAGAUAGUGUCCUCUCAUAAUAGUCAAAACAGUAGAAAACAAAUAAGAGAAAUGUGGGCUUCUUUCUAAAAUUGUAAAUCUUAACAUUGGCUAAUUCAUGUUAAGUAUAUUUUAAGUCUUUCCAUGUUACAAAAUCUAGACACAACCUUAACAUUUGACCUACCUCUCCUAUCUAUGCACAGAUACAAAAGCACAACAAGCCUAAAAUUUCCACUGCAGUUUGGAAAAUUUGGAAAAUAAAAAGUGUUCUAGUGAACACUGCUUUACCAAUUUGAAUUUUAAAAUGUUAAUUUCAAGUUUUAUUUGUAUAGUUUUUCUUUUUUUUAGCAGUGGCUUGAAAGGAGAAGUAAUAGGAAAAGUUAGGUUACUGAUUUUGAAAACGAUGCCUCCAAAUAUAAUAUAAAACAUAUAUUUAAAGGCAUUGUACAUUUACUCUUAAAACCGUGUAAAACAGAGCUAGUUGUAGUGGUCCAAAGUUUUUCCUCACUUACCUUAUGCAUUCCAAUCCUAAUUAUUCACCACAAUGAGUUUCUAAUCACUUUUCACACCUUUCAGAGACCAGAGCAGAGUUAUCCCAUAACGGUAAAGUUAACAACCACUAGCAAUAAAAUGCUUUCUAAUUAGAUGCAGAUAGCAGAUUUAUUUUGCCCAUAUUAUACAAUAUGUCUGGAACAAGACAGAUCUUGCUCAAAUACAUGGGAAAAGAUCGGGCACGGGCUCUUUAAAGUUUUUUACCCCCCCGAUCAAACCCGAUUUUUUGAGGCUAUAAUAAUGAUUCAUACAUUCAUACAUUCAUUCAUACAUACAUACAUACAUACAUACAUACAUACAUACAUACAUACAUACAUACAUACAUACAUACAUACAUACAUACAUACAUACAUACCCACAUUUCCUCUUAUUGUUUUCUUCUAUUGAGGGUUGAAUAGUUGAACUGUCUUUCCAUGUUUUGUUCAGACAAUGAAGCUUCCUGUCGACAAACAAAAUUGUAAAUAAUUUCUCUCAGGUUUUUACAAUGCAUCCGAGUUCAAACUGCGACUCCAAACAAAAGCACAGCGUCAUGUGACCAGGAAGUGGGGUCAAUCCGGGUCGUUAAAGUCUUCUUCUACUGUACGCAAUGUGUGUUUAAUGCAGCCCUUUAAAAAGCAACAAAACAUUCCUUUUAAUUUCACAAAAUUUUGAGAAUAUUUACAAUAUAUGAUUGAAAUGUGUGAUUUUUGAAGUGAGAAGCAGGAAUAACAAUAGCAACCCGUGUGCCUACAUUUCCCACAAUGCAUUUAGGCUUCACUAUGAGGCAUAAACAUGUAGAAGAAAAUGGAGUCUUGAAUGUUUGUUUUUUUAAUCUGUAUUUAAAGACAAUCAACAAAAUUUUAUUUCAAAUACAUAGUCCUGCUUCUGUCUGUAUGAGUACUGUUGUAUUAUUAGCCUGGUCAGCCAAAUACAUUCACUUCAGUUAAAACAAGUCUGGAAUACCUUCUCAUCAUGUUCUAACCAAUAGUAAGUACUUAUAUGAAAAUGGCUGGGAUUUAUGCAGAGUUUGUGGUAUUUACUUGGAUGUGCUGUUUAAAAAGUUAAAAGUUUGGACACAUCUUUUAACACAGUUUUAAAAAAUCAUUAAUUCAUAAACUUUGCACAGAAUAUUGGCUAAAAUAUGCCUGUUUAAUGUACUAAACAGCAUCUGAACUAAAACUAGGCUUAGAAAACUAAGACCGGACUAAACCAUGGUCUACACAAAUGUAUUUUUCAAACCUCAACUUGAAAUCUAAUAUAAUUGAAAUUAAUGUACACUAAAAUUAAAUUAAGAAACAAAAAAGGAAAAAAGUGUCCACACUUUUGACUAUAGAUCUCUGGAUGGAACGUCAAAAAACAUCCAUUAUCACGGAAAUCUGCCAUUUGUGGCAGUAGUGCAAAACUCUCAGAGAUAUAUUAGCCAAAACAACGUUAAAAAAUAAACAAAAAUGUGGUGGAACAACCCAUUAAACUGCUGAGUCACUGCUGGUAUCACUCUGUAGUGUCAGAAAACAUUUGAAAGAAGAUAAUGGUAGUAUUUAUCAUCUUAAAAUAUCCAUUGAUUUCACUCUGAGCCUCACAAUCCCAAACUCUAUGUCCUUCCUUCUUGCAGAUUAUUCUGUUAAAUUGCUAUCGGCUGCUGGAAAAACAACCUGACUUUAAUACAAAAUUGUUUGACCAGGCUCUGUGUUUUACUGUUUAAAUAUAUAAAUAAAGGGAAAUGAUUUUAUGUUUUAAAUGGUUAUAAUAAGUCUGCCUCUAAAUGUACAGCUCUGGGAACAGGAUGUAAAAGGGUUUUUGUGUUAUGAUAAAAAAAAAUGUUUAUGACAAAAAUGGGAAAAGCUUUUUUCUUCUUUACCUCUUUGUUCUUUUAGCGUUUGUCCUGCUGCUACCGGCCGCCAUUUUGUAUUCGCCACGACGGUCGGACUUUAUAGUAAAAUAAUAAAAUUGAUUAUCAGACAAAAAA
Periophthalmus magnuspinnatus is the source of this 6763-nucleotide messenger RNA. It is a transcript of the gene rps6ka3b, whose product is annotated as ribosomal protein S6 kinase, polypeptide 3b. The coding region runs from base 286 to 2478 and encodes 730 amino acids. The transcript is spliced from 22 exons. Gene Ontology annotation, molecular function: ATP binding; magnesium ion binding; ribosomal protein S6 kinase activity. The record is from RefSeq and is a predicted model, not a curated record. NCBI's taxonomy places the organism in Eukaryota, Metazoa, Chordata, Actinopteri, Gobiiformes, Gobiidae. Gene Ontology annotation, biological process: intracellular signal transduction; protein phosphorylation.